Messenger RNA from Rattus norvegicus (Norway rat), 2013 nucleotides. RefSeq names its product disks large homolog 5-like. NCBI's taxonomy places the organism in Eukaryota, Metazoa, Chordata, Mammalia, Rodentia, Muridae. The record is from RefSeq and is a predicted model, not a curated record.
UUCUGUAACUUCACAUGAGAGGCUUGUGCUUUUUGAGUUUUUUAUUUUUGUGUUUUUUUCUUAUUUAUUUAUUUAUUUAUUUAUUUAUUUAUUUAUUUAUUUAUUGCUUUAUAUGUUGUCAGGAAGAUAGUUCAAGUCAUGGAUCUGCCCCCCAAAUCUGAGCUUUGCUACUAAUACUGUAGUAUUAGUGUAUGCAUUCAAUAAAAUAACUGUUUUCUUUUUUUUUUAGUAUGAUAGAUGCUUUUGUGUUUUGUGGGGUGAUCCAUGAAACAGGAGUGAGGAUGCUUGUUUCUUACUCUGUCCACUUAGUUAUGUCUCUAGGCUUGUCCUACUCCUUUGGCUGCAUCACCCCCCCACAUUUGCUGACUAUUUUAUUUGUCAAAUGAAAUCACACGUUAUAGCUUAGAGAGGCCUGUAAGCAAUCCUACUUUGGUAACUUAAGUGCAAAGAGGAGAGCCCCACACUCAGCCUGAGGGUGCAUUCACUGGUGGAUCCAAUAUUUCAGUUUCCUCUCCUAACAGAUCACCACAUUGUUGCCAGGACCAUAAUGAAUGCAAUUCUUUCUCCUAAGGAAUCUGGUGGCAACUGUCAAAUGUUAAGCACAAAGCUUCAGGUUGUACCUAUAACACACACCCACAUUGCAACCUACCCUACAGGCUAUUUCUGGGUGUGAUUUCAUGCACCUGCACAUGAUGAGACAGGAGACCUCUUUGGCUACUUAUAGGAACUGGUGUGAUUUCUCAGUAAUCUUUAAUGGGUAAUAUUGCUGACUGAGGAGAAUUUGAGGUAGGAUGAAACAUUUCUGUGCAGGGAUUGGGGAGGAAGCACUCAUUUAGAUACAUAGCAAUGACUUAGGUUUUUCCAAUCAAGCCUAGAGCCAAAUUUGGCUUUGGAAGCAUGUGGUGCUCAGUGGCUAUGCCACAGGGAAGUCUCCUGAAAAGGGUCCAUCAGCUUUUCCUCAGUACAGGCAGAACAUUAGCAAGGAGGCAAAGUCUGUUCUCCGUGACAUCAGCAGGCCCUGGACAUUCUAUUGUCUCCUAGAGAGACCUUGGAAUCCCUGUGAUGUCACCAGUAUCGUUGUGACAACCAAUUCCCUACUUUUUCUCUCAGUGUCCAAAGGAUAUAUCCACAGACAUGUUUGCCCGUCUUUGUAGGCGCUUUGGGAGAGUUGAUGUUGAUAGAGAAGAGUCUAGAAUGAAGCAAACGAAACCUAAAGAGGCCUGCAGACAGACGUCAUCCCCUGAAAAUAUCCUAAACAAGGUGCAGGCCAACGAGGAAGAGGAGAGGCUGAAUAGAGAACUGGAGCUAACUACCAAGGAGAGAAAUGAGCUGACAGAUCGCCUCCUUUAUGUGACAGGUGGAUCCAUGAGCAAGAGCCCCUACUUCAGGCCAAAUCCAUUUUAUGAAAACUUGAAGAUAAAGGAGAAAGAGGUCAUGUCAUUACUGCACAACUUAGACACAAAGAACAUUGAACAUCGUGAGAAAUUUCUGGAGCUCAAGAAGGAGAUUAACUUCUAUCGCAACCUGCACAGCCGGCUCCUGAUGGACCAGGCAUGUAUGAAGAAGAAGUUGGUCACAUUGAAGCAGGAGAGCAAGGAGGUACAGCGAUAUUUGUUUGAGUUGAACCGGAAAGAUGAAGACGAACAGGAGAAGACCAGCAACCUCCAGACCCAGUAAAAUGUGGUAGGAACAAGCAGCUGAGUCAGAUUAACAAUGUCUGAUACCGUUUGCCUAUUGGAUACAUCUUUGCUUCCCCUAUCACCUUUCUAAUCUCCCCACACCCAAUCAGUCACCCACUUCAUGUGAUAGAGUUAUUCAUUGCUCUGUCUGUGCACAAGUAUUCUUGGAUGUUAAACACUUUUCAGAAACUGAAUUAUUGGCAAUUAUACUUCUCUGCCCUUUUUGAAACUGCAGUCCAGAAAUGGUGACAGAGGAAUAACAUAUCAUAUGACUGCAUCUCCCUAUCAAAGAUUGGAUGCUAUGAAGAGUUUUGAAUGAGUUCUUGGUCGUGUG